Messenger RNA from Guyanagaster necrorhizus, 717 nucleotides. RefSeq lists its product as uncharacterized. The transcript has 3 exons. Lineage: Eukaryota; Fungi; Basidiomycota; Agaricomycetes; Agaricales; Physalacriaceae. Bases 135 to 551 code for a protein of 138 amino acids. The record is from RefSeq and is a predicted model, not a curated record.
GGAUUAUGUAUUUUGUGUGAGAACCUUCAGACGGCCCCGAUCGUUAAUGGGGGUUGGAGUGAGUUGGAUGGUUUCGUCUCAGGCUACUGUUUCAGUUUCAUAACCAUCGAUAAUCUCUUUUCUACCCAACGUCAAUGCCGGAUAUACGAUUCGUUCAAGUCGCUUGCUGGUGGAAGGGAACCGAACUUCACAAGCAAACUCCUUUCGCUAUUCCUCUAUCACCCAUUAGCACCGGGUCAUGUAGUGUUCAUCGAAGGCCAUCGAUACCAAGCAUUUUUCACCGCCGAGGCUCUACUCAAUAUCACGAGGGUCCUUGGGCGGUUUCUAUAUCCCUUCUGACUCCUCUCACUGACUCAAAGCCGCGGAAAGACAACAUCCUUCGAUUUACUUUUCACGGCGAACAGUCUGAAAACGAUCAAGAGCCCGGGUGGCAGCUGGACCAGAAGAAACUCUCGGUGCCUCUGAAGGAACUGGCAGGACAAACCCUAUGGAUGAAGGUCCAGGAAGCUCGCCGCCCACUGCGAAUCUAUGCAAUCGACCAAAGAGGAUAAGAGUAAUAUAAGUCAAAAUUCUGGCACGUAGUAACAAGUGAUGUUAAUUAUGUCCUCAGCACUCCAGGGAAUGGGGGAUCUUUGGUAGAAACGGGAUUACCCGAAGGAUGCCAGCUGCCCCUUCACGUCGUGCCUAUCAGCAGCCGCCUGUUACAUCAUUGAAUGU